Molecule: messenger RNA, 871 nt
Organism: Nannospalax galili (Upper Galilee mountains blind mole rat)
Lineage: Eukaryota; Metazoa; Chordata; Mammalia; Rodentia; Spalacidae
Gene: Mrpl58
Product: mitochondrial ribosomal protein L58
Exons: 6
Coding region: 35-643 (202 amino acids)
Biological process (GO): mitochondrial translational termination
Cellular component (GO): mitochondrial large ribosomal subunit
Molecular function (GO): translation release factor activity
Source: RefSeq, a predicted model, not a curated record
AGAGUGCACACCGGAAGGGCGCCAAACCCUAAACAUGGCGGCCGCCUGGGGUCUGCGCCGUGCCGGAGCCUCGGUGCUCCUGCUGUCCGCGCGCGGUGGUUGCCGGGCCUUGCACAAACAGGUAGAUGGCACGGAAUUCCAGAGCAUCUACAGCCUGGACAAACUCUACCCGGAAUCCAAGGGCGCGGACACCGCCUGGAAGGUCCCGGAUCAUGCAAAACAAGGCAGCAACGCCAUCCCUGUAGAUCGCUUGACCAUCUCUUACUGUCGGAGUAGCGGUCCUGGAGGGCAGAACGUUAAUAAAGUGAAUUCCAAGGCUGAAGUCAGGUUCCAUUUGGCAUCAGCAGACUGGAUUGCAGAGCCCGUGCGACAGAAGAUCGCUCUCAAGCAUAAAAAUAAGAUCAACAAGUCAGGAGAGUUGGUACUUACUUCUGAAAGCAGCCGCUAUCAGCUCCGGAAUCUGGCAGAAUGCCUGCAGAAAAUUCGAGACAUGAUUGCGGAAGCCAGCCAGGUGCCCAAGGAGCCAUCCAAAGAAGAUGCUCAGCUCCGGAGAAUCAGGAUAGAAAACAUGAAUCGGGAAAGGCUGCGACAGAAGAGAAUAAACUCUACCAUAAAGACAAGCAGGAGGGUGGAUAUGGACUGAAGUCACCCCUCGCUUCCAGUAAACACCGGAUGUGCGGCGGCCUCAGUCCAGAGACAUCACACCAAGGACGCCGCUUUUCCCCGGGUAUUGUCUGCACUGGAGCCAUGACAAGACCAUUCCCUUGGGGGGAGGGGGAUUAGAGGAAGAGGGGGUGCUGCAGGUCUUCCAGGGCAGUUCCCUGUCAUCGCCUCAGGUGUUACUGGCUGCAAUAAACUUCUAAGCUCAGUA